Molecule: messenger RNA, 546 nt
Organism: Nematocida minor
Lineage: Eukaryota; Fungi; Microsporidia
Product: DNA-repair protein complementing XP-A cells
Exons: 1
Coding region: 1-546 (181 amino acids)
Biological process (GO): UV-damage excision repair; nucleotide-excision repair, DNA damage recognition; base-excision repair
Cellular component (GO): nucleotide-excision repair factor 1 complex
Molecular function (GO): damaged DNA binding
Source: RefSeq, a predicted model, not a curated record
AUGGAAGACAAGAACGAGUUCAUACGCAAAAAAAAUGCAGCUCUGGAUGUAAACAAAAAUGAUUCUAAAAACGAUCUAAUUACAAUAUAUGACGAAUACUCGUGCGAUGUUUGCCACGGAAACGAUGUAGAUCAGUCGAUCAGACGGGCUUUCAAAGUGAACUACUGCAAGAACUGCAAGGGAGGCUUGGAGCUGAUAACACAGACCACAGCAAUAAGCGACUAUCUCCUCAGCAAAGACGACCUGAAAAGGAUGCAGAAGAUGGAAGUGAUAAACCCAAAAAAUGAAGGAUGGAGGCCCAUGCUUCUGUACAGAAAGGAGGACGUGGAAAAAGUUUCAAAGGAAAAGUACGAGAACAUAGAGGAAGAAAAAAUGAACAGAGCAAAAAAAAGAAAAGAGAGAAAACAAAAAACGCUGAAAAAAAAGCUAUUACUGCUGAAGGGAAGCCUUAGACCAAAACUGAAAGAAGAGGCAAGGCACUCCCACAACUUCAACACAGAAGGAAAGUGUGAAUGCGGGAUGGAAGUGGAGCAAGAAGAGAUAUAG